AUGAUUCUCAACACGCUCUUUUUCACUGCGGCAAUAGCCUCGCAGGCGCUUGCCUAUCCCACUGCCCCUGGCGAGCCGGUUCGGGACUUGAAUGCCCCAGACUGGAGUAUGCUGCACUUCCGCCGCGCAUGUGCCGAGGAUCAGAGCAGCUGCAACUACAGCUUCGCGAUAACCGAGUUCGCUUCCAAGGAAUCCAAGCACUGCAAUUUCACGAUUAAGGCCGAUGGUCGUCCUGCAUACCAGACCGGCUUCUCCCUUGCCAAGUGCCCCGAGGCAGCAGAGUAUAGCAUCAACGGCGGCUGGAACGAUCUCGGGUUCGUGACGUUGUCUGUCAUCAACGUCGAAAAGAGCCUGAUUUCAUGGUUCUCGUACAAGGACGAGAUCCUCACAAAUGGCGUCGAGGUCGGACCGCAGCAGUCUAAGGUGUACUUCCACCCAAUUGCCGUCCCCACUGAGGGCGAGGUUGUAGCAAGAGAUAGUCACGACGACCUUGCCGGUGCUUCGGAAUGGCAGCUUGUCAAUGUUGUAAGAUACCUGGUUAAAUCCGGAACCCCUCAGGAAACGGCGGUCCUUUCCUUCUCGAUCGAAAAAGGAAACGCGCCAAGCGAGUAUUGUCUCCUCAUGAUUCCGGUCGUCCAGCAAGAUGGCACUUCCACGAGAAGCUUCUACGGCCGCGAGUGUCAAGAUGGUGCCAAGGGCUGGACAGUCUCUUGGGGACAGAACGAUGAGACCGAUGAAGUCGUAAUGACACUGGUCAACCAAGACCAACACAAGCACGCUUUCUUCGGCUUCAACAAUGUCAGCAAGGGGGUUCUCCUUGGAAAUAAUGGACCCAGCCCCACGAAGGACUUGCCGCGGUUUGUUUAG
Molecule: messenger RNA, 867 nt
Organism: Colletotrichum gloeosporioides
Lineage: Eukaryota; Fungi; Ascomycota; Sordariomycetes; Glomerellales; Glomerellaceae
Exons: 3
Coding region: 1-867 (288 amino acids)
Source: RefSeq, a predicted model, not a curated record